Messenger RNA from Nilaparvata lugens (brown planthopper), 3120 nucleotides. RefSeq lists its product as uncharacterized. NCBI's taxonomy places the organism in Eukaryota, Metazoa, Arthropoda, Insecta, Hemiptera, Delphacidae. The record is from RefSeq and is a predicted model, not a curated record.
AUCAAGGUCAACCUGGUGUUGGAGGCUACAUACCAACGCAGCCAUCUUGAUGAGAAGAACAUCGAGCAGGAGGAGUUCCAGAAUGUGGCCUUCAAGACUCCAAACUAUUCAAUCUUUAAUAUCAACGAUCUUGCUAGAAUUAUCAGGGAGGCGUGCAAGAAGCUGUUGGAAGAAGAGGCUAAGUUCGAAGGCAACUCUAGUGGAUGGAGCCUCCUCAUCAUCGAUGGAUUGCUCAUCAGGAUUAGCAAACAUACUCCCCUGCGUGGAUCAUCCUACAUCAGUCUUCCACCUCUUCUAUCAGCACGAAAGGCAAUCAUCAAUCCUAUAAACAUGGACCAGCAAUGUUUCAAAUGGGCUAUCCUCGCCAAACAUGUACAAGGCAGUAAUCCUCAACGAGUCAAUGAGCGAUACCAUCAAUUGGAAGAAAGAUACAACUUUUCAGGCAUUGGAUUUCCCACUACCAUCAACCAAAUCGAUAUAUUUGAGAAAGAUAAUCCGGAGGUAUCAGUUAAUAUUUAUGGUGUGGAUGAGAAGAACGUUAUAUUUCCAAGAAGAGUUGGAAAUGCAAUGAAGGCAGAUCACUUUGAUCUUCUCCUCCUCUGUGAGAGUAAGGAUGAUGAUGAAAACAGCACCCUUGAGGAUGACAAUGAACAUAAAUCAAAUAGCCACUACUGCUACAUUAAAAAUUUUGAAAGACUUGUGAGAUCCCAACUCACAAAACAUAAAAGUAAAAUUAUCAUCUGCAGACGAUGUUUCACCCAUUACACCCAGGAUAUAGAUGGAGAACGCAGGAUGGCUGAGCAUGAGGAGUAUUGUGCUAGCAAUAAUACAGCAAGAAUCAUCAUGCCACAGGUUGGAAAAGAUGGUAAACCUCCGACCUUGAAGUUUGAGAAACAUGUGCAAAAGUAUAGAGUACCUGUUGUAGCAUAUGCUGAUUUUGAGUGCAUCCUGGAGAAGCCUGAUGAAGACAAUGAACAAUGGAUCGGUAAAGCUACCAAAGUUAUCCAGUAUCAUCGGGCAAUGAGUUACUGCUUAUACUUUGUGCGGGACCCAUAUUUGGAAGAUUCCUGGCUGACAAUCACUAACCUAAUCCCUCAUGAGCCAAUUGUCUACAGGGGUCCUGAUGCCGCCGAACAUUUCAUGAAGACCCUCACCAUGUAUGCAAAAGAUUUAGAUGAGGCAAUUGACUGCAGGAAUAUCAAGUUGCUCCCACUAACCAAAAGAGAGAAAGAACGACAUAAUGCAGCUGAUUUCUGUGAGGCCUGCAAUGAACGGUUCAAUAAAGAUAAGGUGUAUGACCAUUGUCAUAUAACUGGUAUCUACCGGAAUGCAUUAUGCCGUAAAUGCAACCUGCAGCGAGAGCGACAAUCAUUCAUACCAGUGUUUCUCCACAACUCUUCAAACUACGAUACACACCUCAUUAUUCCAGAGCUGGGUAGAGAUAAGGAUCGGCUGUCUGUCAUCCCAAAUUCAUCGGAAAAGUAUAUAUCAUUCACCAAACAAAUAUCUUCAAAAAUGCACCUUCGAUUCAUCGAUACAUUCCGGUUUACGCCUGAUAGUCUAGACAAUCUGGUCACCAACCUAGUCAAAUCAGCAUCAAAUCCAGAAGACUUGUCCAAAGUGCUGCCACAUACUGCCAAGGUGUUUGGAAACAAAUUGAGCCUUGUCUCAAGGAAAGGAGUGUUUCCAUACGACUACUGCGAUUCAUGGCAGAGACUCGAAGAAACAUUGCUACCACCCAAAGAGGCAUUUUUCAGCAAGCUGGUUGAUAGGAGUGUUAGCAGUGAUGAUUAUGAACAUGCUCAAACUGUAUGGAACCAAUUCAGUUGUAGAACUCUGGGAGAAUACAGUGACCUAUACUUGAAAACAGAUGUUCUCCUGUUGGCUGAUGUCUUUGAAAGUUUUAGAGAUAUGUGCUUGAAAAACUAUAACUUGGAUUGUGCUCACUACUUUACAUCUCCAGGCUUUUCCUUUGAUGUCAUGCUGAAAUAUACAAAAGUUGAACUAGAACUCCUGACCGACUACGAUAUGUAUAUGUUCAUUGAACGAGGCAUCAGAGGUGGCAUAACAACAUGCGUUCAUCGACAUGCCAUUGCCAACAAUGCCUACACAGGAGCGCCUAUUGACCCAGAGAAGCCUACAUCAUAUCUCCUGUACACAGAUGCGAACAACCUGUAUGGUUGGGCGAUGUGUCAACCACUUCCAUGCCGGAAAUUCCAGUGGAUGGAGAAAGAUGAGUUGGAGGGGGUGAGCAGAGGUAUUGAUGGUGUUGGAGAUGUUCAAAAGAUUGGCUACAUCUUGGAGGUGGACAUUGAGUACCCUUCUGAAUUGCAUGAUGAGCAUAACGACUUCCCAUUCCUGGCAGAGAACAAAAAAACUCCAAAAUCAGGAUCGUUGAGAUUGAUGACAACUCUAAGCAACCGUGAAAGAUAUGUAUGUCAUUACCGCACCCUCAAGCAAGCAGUACAACAUGGAUUGAAAAUCACUAAAGUUCAUCGAGGUGUAAGGUUUGAGCAGGAGGACUUCCUAGCACCCUACAUCAUGCUAAACACCAGACUUCGACAACAGUCAAAGAACAAGUUUGAGAAAAAUUUCUUCAAACUAAUGAACAAUGCCGUUUUUGGCAAGACAAUGGAGAAUGUUCGGAAGCGUAUGAACAUGGAGCUUGUCAACAAUGAGAAACGUCUAAGGAAACUGAUUGCCCGACCAACUUACAAGGACCGCAUCAUCUUUGGUGAGAAUAUCUGCGCUGUAACAUUGCAUAAGGAAAAAGUAGAGCUCAACAAGCCAAUCUAUAUAGGGUUAUCAGUGCUUGACAUCAGCAAGACCCUUAUGUACCAGUUCCACUAUGAUGUGAUGAAACCUAAGUACAAAGAGAACCUGCAACUGCUUUAUCAGGAUACUGACAGCUUAUUCUACAUCGUGAAAACUGAGAACCUAUACAAUGACAUCAUCAACAGCCAACAACUGAAAGAUACCUUUGAUACAUCCGAGUAUCCGACUGACCACCCAUGCUACUCAGAUGGAAACAAAAUGGUGCUUGGAAAGUUUAAAGAUGAAUAUGCUGGCCGAGCGCCACUUGAGUAUGUAGGCCUGCGAUCGAAGCUAUAUGCCCUGUAG